Molecule: messenger RNA, 509 nt
Organism: Gloeophyllum trabeum ATCC 11539
Lineage: Eukaryota; Fungi; Basidiomycota; Agaricomycetes; Gloeophyllales; Gloeophyllaceae
Exons: 6
Coding region: 132-350 (72 amino acids)
Biological process (GO): copper ion transport
Cellular component (GO): cytosol
Molecular function (GO): metal ion binding; copper chaperone activity
Source: RefSeq, a predicted model, not a curated record
UUAGUAAGGCCGUGGACGCAGUAAUCGCGCAAUCGAUCAUAUAAGAGGAUGGUCUCCUGCCGCUACCGUUGCGAUCUGUAACUACUACUAGCCCUUUUAUCUGCAACUACCCAUUGACCGAUAAUUCCGCUAUGUCCGAACACACCUACAAGUUUGACGUCAAGAUGACCUGCUCGGGCUGCUCCGGCGCUGUCGACCGUGUCCUCAAGAAGGCCGAGGGUGUGAGCUCGUAUGACAUCAGCCUCGAGAAGCAGGAGGUCAUUGUGAAGGGCACGAUCCCGUAUGAUGAUUUGCUGGCAAAGAUUCAGAAGACGGGCAAGGAGGUUCGUUCUGGAGAGACUGUUGCCUGAUCCUGCCCGCGGCCAGUAGAUGGAUAUCGGAAGUUUCCUUCACUGUACUGGUAUCUUUGUGAAUGUCUAUAUAACCGGUAAUGUAGCCUGAGUUUGGAUUUUGUGGAACUAUUGAGUCUCGGCGUGGUUGUGGCAAAAUGCCUUUCAGGUCGAUCAUCC